GGAGGAGCUGCUUCUCCUUCCCUCGAUUCGGAAGCGUCGGAGAUCUUUCUCUUUUUUUUCUUUCCCUUCGAAAAAUACAAUCUUGUAUUCUGAAUCCGUCUAUCGUUUUGUUGUUUUCCCACGCCGUUGCUUAAUCUCGCAAUCUCGAUUGCUUCCCAAAUCUCGCAGCUUUCUCUUUGUGCCGCGGUGAUGGACGAACGGGAAACCGAUUUCUGUGCCUCCAAAGACCUGUCCGACGAAGUCGUUCCGAGCAUCUGCUCGAUGGGAAGCUUCUUCGACGACCUCCUGAACGACGGCCAUCACCAUCAAUGCACCCACACGCACACUUGCAACCCUCCGGGGCCCGACCUCGCCCACACCCACACCUGCUUUCACAUCCACACCAAGGUGCUGUCGGCGGACGAGACCGCGGAGUCCGCCGAGAAGAGAUCUUCCGCAAAGAGGAGGCCCGGCGGCAAUCGAGAGGCGGUGCGCAAGUACAGGGAGAAGAAGAAAGCUCAUGCCGCGUCGCUGGAGGACGAGAUCGCCCAUCUCAGGGCGAUCAACCAGCAGCUGAUAAAGAGGCUUCAGGGCCAAGCCGCGCUCGAAGCCGAGAUCGCGAGGAUGAAGUGCUUGCUCGUGGAUCUGAGAGGAAGAAUCGAGGGAGAGAUCGGGUCUUUCCCUUACCAGAAACCAGUGAAAGGGAGUGGUGAUUUUGUUCCUAACAUCAUCACUCGGUCAAGUAUGCCAAUUGGCGUUUGGAAUCUAAACUCAUGCAGUUUCCAAUGCGAUGACGGGAGUUACUGCCUUUAUCCAGGGACGCAGUCCAGGAAUGUGGGAGAAACUGGUGUUCGUAAUGUCGGAAACGUGCAGUGCAGGGGGAGUUCAAAUUCUGGGACUGACGACUUUGCGGACUGUGGUGGAAAUGGAACUGCAAGAACUCUUGACUGCUCAUCUAAUGCCGCACUGACACGGAUCGAAGGAGCUCACGGGACAGAGGAUCUAUGAUGUGAAUUACGGCGGUUCGAGUUUUAGUAUAUUUGAUGCAAAAGAGAGUUUGCUUGCUCCACUUUGGCAUAAAUUUACUGCUUAAAUUUCAUUGCCUUAUCAAGUGAUAAAUUCUUAAGACUCUGUUUGUCCUUCUAAAUUGACGUGGAAGACAAUAACCCACUCCUGUUGUUUGGGUCUCGCCACUCGAUAAGUGGUGUAGAAAGUUCUAAGAAUUGAUUUAUCGAUUUUGGUCGAGUA
Molecule: messenger RNA, 1227 nt
Organism: Zingiber officinale
Lineage: Eukaryota; Viridiplantae; Streptophyta; Magnoliopsida; Zingiberales; Zingiberaceae
Product: basic leucine zipper 19-like
Exons: 2
Coding region: 190-987 (265 amino acids)
Biological process (GO): DNA-templated transcription; regulation of transcription by RNA polymerase II
Molecular function (GO): DNA-binding transcription factor activity, RNA polymerase II-specific; RNA polymerase II cis-regulatory region sequence-specific DNA binding
Source: RefSeq, a predicted model, not a curated record